AUGAGUACCAUGAAGUUUUGCCGUGAAUGCAACAACAUCCUGUACCCCAAGGAGGACCGGGAGCAGAAGGUGCUCCUCUACGCCUGCCGGAACUGCGACCACCAGGAGGUCGCCGACAACAACUGCGUGUACCGGAACGUGGUGCACCACAGCGCCGGGGAGUUCACCCAGGUGCUCCAGGACGUCGCCGGCGACCCCACGCUGCCCCGCACCAAGUCGGUGCGCUGCGCCUCCUGCGGCCACGGCGAGGCCGUCUUCUUCCAGGUCGCUCACCUCCUCCUCCUCCGCCUCCUUCUCAAGAGCUAG
Molecule: messenger RNA, 306 nt
Organism: Miscanthus lutarioriparius
Lineage: Eukaryota; Viridiplantae; Streptophyta; Magnoliopsida; Poales; Poaceae
Source: the annotation of a GenBank genome assembly